UUGCUCUUCUUUCUGUUUUCUUGUCCAGAUUCCCUGCAGUGUAAUGUUUGUCACCAGGAGAGGAGAUCCACUCUGGACCAGGAGGAGUUAGAACCUCUGCAGGUGAAACAAGAACAGGAAGAACCAGAAGAUCAUCAGAUAAAAGAAGAGCAGGAGGAUCUARARYACCAGCAGAUAAAAGWGGAARAGRAAGAARUUYWCUGCAGUCAGRGUGAAGAACAGRUUGAGKUAAAACAGGAGACUGAUACCUGCAUGGUGGUUCCUGUUGAUGAACAAACAUCUCACACUGAAUCAGAACCAAACAGGAACCAAGUCAUCUUCCAGGAAGCUGCUGAAGCUGAGAACCAAAAUCAGGAAAUAAGAAAACSUUCCUUAUGUGUGACCUGUGGAAAAAGGUUUAGUCUAAAGCGAAAUUUAACUCGGCACAUGAUGAUUCACACUGGUGAAAAGCCGUUUUUAUGUGUGACCUGUGGAAAAAGUUUUAGUCUAAAACGGAGUUUAACUUUGCAUAUGAUGAUUCACACUGGUGAAAAACCAUUUUCAUGUGUGACCUGUGGAAAAAGUUUUAAUCUAAAGCGGAGUUUAACUCUGCACAUGAAGAUUCACACUGGUGAAAAGCCGUUUUUAUGUGUGACCUGUGGAAAAAGUUUUAAUCUAAAACGGAGUUUAACUCUGCACAUGAAGAUUCACACUGGUGAAAAUCCGUUUUCAUGUGUGACCUGUGGAAAACGUUUUAGUCUAAAACGGAGUUUAACUCAGCACAUGAUGAUUCACACUGCUGAAAAUCCAUUUUCAUGUGUGACCUGUGGAAAAGUUUUUGCCAUAAAACGGAGUUUAACUCAGCACAUGAUUAUUCACACAGUUAAAAAACCGUUUUUAUGUGUGACCUGUGGAAAUUUCUUUUGUACAAAACGGAAUUUAACUCAGCACAUGAUGAUUCACACAGUUGAAAAGCCAUUUUCAUGUGUGAAGUGUGGAAAAAGUUUUCAUCACAAGGUUAGUUUAACUCUGCACAUGAUGAUUCACAGUGGUGAAAAGCCGUUUUCAUGUGUGACCUGUGGGAAAAUUUUUAAAGACAAAGUUGGUUUAGCUCUGCACAUGAUGACUCACACAGUUGAAGAGUCGUAGAAUUGUUUUCCAUGUGUGUCCUAUGUUGAGUUUCCCUAUAAAGUUGAUUUGGUUAAAAACUAGAAUAUGGUUGAAACGAUUCAAGUGAUUCCAGUAACUUGACAAAUGGGUGUUGAAUCUCAUCGUGGCGGCACGUAGCUGGUAGACGAGUUUCUGUGUGUGACAAACGAAGGUGUUAAAUCCCGUCACUUCUUUUUUUCUUUCUUCAGGUUAACUUGUAAAGUAAGCUAUUAUUGUUACAAGUUCAUUUUCUAGACUACAGAAAAGUUAUUAUUAGGGAAGCUCAUGGCAGAGCGGCGAAUUUGGCGUUCUCACCAAUGCAAAGAAAAUGUUAUGACUUUCAUUUGAAGGCCAAUUGGCACCAAACUUGACAUGAAUGAUCCUGGUUGGAUCCCUGACAAUCCUAUGUCAUCAUAGUUUGACGUCAUCCAAGCCACUCCUCUGAACAAGAAGUAACGUUUUUUCUCUUGGAAAGCUCCAUCUCUCACCCGCUUGGCCUAAUUAGGGUGAUCUUAUGUCAGAUGACAGAAAACAAGUUGGUCUCACUUACCUUAAAGUGCCAAGAGUUGUAAGUGGAUGGCGGUGCGGCGCAGUGACAGGUCACGCCGCUGCCAUACGUUUGGCUAUAAAUUCCACACGUUUCGACCGAGCUGGACCAAACUCAGUGAAAAAUUUUGUGUAAAACAGAAUUUAACUCUGCAAAAAUGGAACGUACUGGAAUGGGUGAUUGUUUUUAAUGAAUCUAUACAAAACCAUAUUUGUGAUGAUGUUUGUCUUUAAAGCAAAACGAGAUUGAAACUGAUGCUGUCAGUUGGUUCAAGUUAUAUUAACCAGUCUUACUGUACCUAUUUAAAAUCUUUUCAAAUGAAAUAAAAUUCAUUUGUACAUUAAAGAAAAUUCAAGAUUCACCACAAAAUAAUUUUUAUGCAUUACUUGUACAAAGUAUGUGUGAUUGGUUUCAAUAAAUGACUUUUUCUCUCA
Poecilia reticulata (guppy) is the source of this 2109-nucleotide messenger RNA. The record is from RefSeq and is a predicted model, not a curated record. Lineage: Eukaryota; Metazoa; Chordata; Actinopteri; Cyprinodontiformes; Poeciliidae.